UUCCACAGGUUUAGACGUGAUUUCUAAGAAGUUUUCAACAUGAGUGGCAACGACGUUGUAAUUGUAUCCGGAGUCAGAACUCCAAUAGGAUCCUUUUGUGGUGCCUUAUCAUCAGUAAAAGCGUCAGAUUUAGGAAGUGCUGUUAUUAAAGAAAGCCUUGCAAAGGCACAUGUUGAACCUAAAGAUGUUUCUGAAGUUAUACUUGGUCAGGUAUUAACUGCAGGUCAAGGACAAAAUCCAGCAAGGCAGGCAGCAAUAGAAGCGGGUGUUCCUAUACAUGUACCUGCUUAUUUAAUUAAUAUGCUAUGUGGUUCUGGUUUAAAAGCAGUUAUAAAUGGCUAUCUAUCCAUAAAAGCUGGAGAAAGCAAAAUAGUUGUAGCUGGUGGUCAGGAAAAUAUGAGUCUGGCUCAACAUGUGUCAUACAUUAGAAGUAUGAAACUGGGAAAUUGUAAUUUAGUAGACAGUUUAGUGUUUGAUGGCUUAACAGAUGCAUUUCAUGGAAUUCAUAUGGGAAUAACAGCUGAAAAUGUUUCUAAGGAGUUUCAUAUAAAUAGAAAAGAACAAGAUGAGUAUGCAGUAAAAUCUCAGCAAAAAGUAGAAGCUGCAGUUACUGCUGGAUACUUUAAUAAAGAAAUUGUCCCCAUAACAGUGUCUACUGAGAAAAAAACUAUUAUUGUAGAUAAAGAUGAAUAUCCUAAAUUUGGAAUAACUAUUGAAAGUCUUCAAAAAUUAAGACCUGCUUUUGUACAAACUGACGGUACAGUUACUGCUGGCAACUCUUCUGGUAUGAAUGAUGGAGCAGCAGCAGUAGUUCUUAUGACAGCAGAGAAGGCUGCAGAAAGAAAACUUAAACCACUAGCUAAAAUUGUUGCAGUAGCUGAAAGUGGACUGGACCCAAAACUUAUGGGUGUAGGUCCUAUAUCAGCAGUAAAUUUAGUGUUAAAAAAAGCAAAAUGGACUAAAGAAACAGUGGAUUUAUAUGAAUUGAAUGAAGCUUUUGCAGCACAAUCAAUAGCUUGUGUCAGAGAACUUGGUUUAGAUCCUGAUAAAGUUAAUAUAAAUGGAGGAGCUAUUGCUUUAGGUCAUCCUAUUGGUGCAUCUGGUGCUAGGAUAUUAGUUACUUUAUUACAUGCCUUGGAGAGAACAGGUGGAAGCAAAGGAGUUGCAUCCUUAUGUAUUGGUGGAGGAAUGGGAAUAGCAAUUGCUAUUGAAAGAACAUAACAGAUACUUUAUCUGACUAAAUAGAAUUUUAUUGCCAUUUAUACGCAGCCGAU
This is a messenger RNA of Habropoda laboriosa, 1274 nucleotides long. RefSeq names its product acetyl-CoA acetyltransferase, cytosolic (gene Acat2). Gene Ontology annotation, molecular function: acetyl-CoA C-acetyltransferase activity. Gene Ontology annotation, biological process: fatty acid beta-oxidation. The transcript is spliced from 8 exons. The record is from RefSeq and is a predicted model, not a curated record. NCBI's taxonomy places the organism in Eukaryota, Metazoa, Arthropoda, Insecta, Hymenoptera, Apidae. Bases 40 to 1221 code for a protein of 393 amino acids.